UCCACGUGUCCCGGAAAACAAGUUGAUUUGUUGUAUAUGUAAGAAGAAAAGAAGCCAUGGAGGCGAAGGACCUUUACAUCAAACCAGGUAAUCAGGAGCGGGGCUGGAAUGACCCUCCACAGUUUUCCUAUGGUUUGCAGACAGCAGCACAAGGUGCACCCAAGAGGACCCCUCUCAACAAGAGAGUGCCCCCACCUCAACUCACAGGAUCCCCUUGUCCUGUCCCAGGAGAUUUUCCUUCCUUAACAGCUCCAAUGACUCCUCCUACCAACCCACUGGCCCCUCCAUGUAGUAUGAACACGCCCCCUCGUCCAUGUCCUGUCGCAGCCCCUCUUGGUGGGGUGAUGAUGAUGGCCACACCUCCACCACCUUUCCCUGUGGUAGUGCACACAGACUCUGCCAGUAGCCAAUCAGAAAAUGAGCCAGAUGUAGACGAUGUAGUCACUCUUCUCAACUGGGCACUGACAGCUUGUAGACACACAGUCAAAAAACAGGUGUGUAAUGAUGUGGCGAAGCGUCUGAAGCUCUUUGAGGACAUGUGGAAGUCUGGGAAGCUGUCACUUCCUGUUAGGAGAAGAAUGAAUGGACUGGUGCAAGAGUUGAAGAGUUGUAACUGGGACGCUGCUGAUGAGAUCCACCGGGCUCUGAUAGUGGACCAUGUUAACGAGGUCGGUCAGUGGAUGGUGGGGGUCAAGCGUCUCAUCGCUGAAACACGCAACUUAAACCCAGACCUCCUGCACACACAGGAAGUAGACCAGAGUCUAGACACCAGCAGCACUGGUAACUGACUAGAUCAAUAAUGACACUUUUGGAACUUUUCUAUCAGGUUGUGGAACCAUGAGGACUCUCGGUCGUCCAUGUGAAAAGCCAUUGAAAUUAAAC
Messenger RNA from Oncorhynchus nerka (sockeye salmon), 882 nucleotides. Its product is annotated as steroid receptor RNA activator 1-like. The transcript is spliced from 5 exons. Gene Ontology annotation, cellular component: nucleus. The coding region runs from base 57 to 788 and encodes 243 amino acids. Gene Ontology annotation, biological process: regulation of transcription by RNA polymerase II. The record is from RefSeq and is a predicted model, not a curated record. Lineage: Eukaryota; Metazoa; Chordata; Actinopteri; Salmoniformes; Salmonidae.